AUGACAGGGGAUGACCUGUUUGCACAGUGUCCUCCUCUUACCUGUAAGAGGAGUUUAAUGAACAGGGAGAGAGAGACUGUGGACUGUCUGAGCAAAAAGCAAACCAUAGACUUACACUGGUCCCAUCAUGGCCAGGGUCUACAUCAACAUGGUCUGCUUCAUAGCUUUACUCUUACAACUGUGUGCACUCACUGCAUUUGGACAGGACUUUUCCUCACAGUUUAUGAGUAUUAUUACAAUUAUCCCACUGAAAGCCCUGCAGAAGAUUUGGAUUUGACUCUAGAUGACUGGUUGUACGAAAUCCUGGAUAUCACAGAUGAGUGUGAUCCAAACCCAUGUUUGAAAGGAGGUGUCUGUGACCACGCGACUGCUGGGGGCUUCAAAUGUUCUUGCCCUGAGCCUUACUCAGGAAAGAAGUGUAAGACAGGUUUUUUUUUCAGCUUUCAAUUUAAAGCUACUAUGGUGAAAGAUGUUUGCAAGAGCGUGAAAUGUGACCAUGGAAGCUGUGUUGUCACCUCUACUGCUCCAUUCUACGAGUGCAAGCCUCCGUACAAACCACCCAACUGCAAGAAAGCUUCUUCUUGCAGACCCCAAUCCCUGUCAGAAUGGAGGCUCUUGCAGAAAGGAUCCCAAAUGCUUCUCCUUCCAGUGUUCUUCACUGUGCUGAAUAGAAAAACACACUUUAAAAUCAACGUUCAUCCUCUAAGAAAGCCACAUAAUACCUGGCUAAAGGGAAAAUGUUUUUUUUUUCCAGGACAAAAUUAAUGUUUUUGAGGAUGGAGUGUUUUACUGCAGCAUGGGGAGUGUAACAGUUGAAGGGGAAGAGUGUCUGGACUGGAAUUCCUAUUCCAUCUAGCAGAAAGGGGAAGAUCCCUUCAAAGAGUAUGCAGGCUUCGAUGGAAUUGGACCACACAAUUAGUGCAGCAGCUUUACUAGACAUGGACGUCUUGACUGUGUUCUGGAGGGCAGCUGAUGAGGAGGUCGUGCCGGAUUUCUUCUCCAUGGAUUUGAACGAGGUUGUGGUGUUGAUAGACUUUUUCUGGACCGUCUGGAAGGUCUUCUUCCUCUUGACGUGAAGGACCUCCAUGGCGUCCAUGUUGACGCCUUGUUGAA
This is a messenger RNA of Siniperca chuatsi (mandarin fish), 1113 nucleotides long. It is a transcript of the gene habp2, whose product is annotated as hyaluronan binding protein 2. Lineage: Eukaryota; Metazoa; Chordata; Actinopteri; Centrarchiformes; Sinipercidae. The record is from RefSeq and is a predicted model, not a curated record. Gene Ontology annotation, molecular function: calcium ion binding. The transcript has 7 exons. The coding region runs from base 1 to 765 and encodes 254 amino acids.